AUGAAGGAAUUUCAAGUAAAGGAUAUUUUUAGUAAGUGCCAGAUUUAUAGUGAGAACAAGAAAGGACUACACAACAUUUAUCAUAUAUUAAAAAAUGAUGAAAACAGAAAAAAUGAGAAAAAGAUAAAGGAAGUAUUUAAAUAUAUAGAUAAUAUUUUAAAACAAGAUUUUGAAAAGGAUAUUUUAAGUAUACCUAUAGCUUUAUUAAAAGAAAAUGAUAAGAAAAUUAUUUUUAAUAACUUAAGAAGAUUAUUUAAAUGUUUCUUCAUAUUUGUUGGGCAGCAAGAAUAUAUAGAUUCCUUAUCAGACUUUUUAUUUUAUUUAUAUAAAUAUAUGAGAAAGGCAGAUGUAAAGAAGACAUACAAAGUGUUGAGAAAGUAUGUGUCUUUUGAGACAAAAGAGGAAAAAGAAAAAAAUAAUACAAAUAAUAAUAAUAAUAAUAAUAAUGAUAAUAAUAAUAAUUAUAAUAAUCAUAGUGAUAAUAAUGAUAAUAAUCAUAGUGAUGAUAAUAAUUUCAUUACAAGUGGUAAUAAACUUGAUAAUAUAAAAAAUAAAUACACAAAUAUCAAAGAAAAUAAUUUUUUUAGAAAUAAAUUUUUGUUUCAUUUUAUAUUUCAUAGCAACAUUUUAAUUUAUUUAGAAAAAUUAAAAAAAGAAGAUAGCAAAAAUCUAACAUCAGAUGAACAUUAUUUUUUUAUGAAUUUAAAAAAUAAUAUAUUAAAUAAAAAAUAUAUAUUGACAUUAAGUAAUUAUAUUCCUUAUAUUGUUUUAAGUUAUCCUUCUUUUCCUUUAUUUCUUGAAAAUUUAUUUAAUAUAUUUUUUUUUGUUAGAAAUAAUUUAAUGACCUUCUUUAUAAAGAAUAUAUAUAAAAAAGUAGUAGGGUUCAUAUAUUUGAAGAAUACAGAUAUAAAUAAAAGAUUUACUUUAAAAAAAUAUUAUAAUCUUUUAAUAUAUGUAUAUUUUUUAUACAAAAUAAAAAUUGUCAUAUCUAUAUAUUUAAAUCAUAAUCAAUAUAUUAUGUUGAAUGAUAUUUUAUAUGAUAACAAUAUUAUAGAAUUAUAUAUAGAUAUAUUAAAAGAUUUUAAAAAUACUAUAUAUUUUAUAUUCAACACAAUUAAAGAUAAAAAUAAUGUAAAUAAUGCAAAAGGAAAUCAUUCUUUACAAUUCUGUUUAAUCAUUUUAUAUCUAAUUAAUAUUGUAUAUUCUAAUCAUAAUGAUGUUCUAAAUAUAUUUUUAUCUAAUAGUAAAUUUAAUAAAAAAAUAUUUUUUCUAGACAAAUAUAAAAAUAUCUUUUCUCAAUAUAAUAACAUGUAUAAUAUUUUAUUUAAACAUACAAAAUCAAAAACAUAUGAUGAUAUAAAAAUGUAUGCUCAACUUAAAAAUAAUAUGUAUAGUAAAAGCCUCCAUCUAAAGAAGACUAAUAAUAAACAUAAAAAUUAUAAAAACGGAAUUAUAAUCAAAGACAAAGGUAAUAAUCACAAUAAUAUUCAUAAUAAUAAUGAUAAUAAUGAUGAUGAUGUGAAUUCUUUUUUCUUUAUGAAGAAAGAAAAAAAUUACAAUUAUUUAAAAUAUAUAAGAAAUGAUCUGUUGCAAAAACAGAUACAAGAAAAAGAAGAAGGAGGAGAAUAUUCUCUUGUAUAUGUUUUAUUAUUUUUUUAUCAUCUAACAACAAGAUUUAUAAAAAUAUAUGACUACACUUGUGAUUUGAAUAACAUGGUUUUUUUUAAAAAAUUUUUAUUAUAUAAAAUAAUAAAAGAAAAAAAACAUUUAAAUAAUAAACAUAUAAAUGAUAAGAAAAAAUUAUCAGUACAAAAUAAACAUACAGAUAUAAAUGCAUUUACAAAUAAUGUUAUAACAGAAAAUUAUUCAAAAUGUUUUUAUAACACACACUUUUUUAAUCUUGUCAAAAAUAAUUUCUUUUUAUAUAUUAAUAUAGACAAAAAUAUUUUGAACGUCCUUUUUAAUAAUGAAUUACAAAUGUUUUUAAAUAAUAAAAAUUUAAACUACAAAAAUUUAUAUCACAUGUUGAUAUAUAAUUGGAAGAAUAAAUAUAAUCAAUUUAAUAUACGACUUCUUUUAUAUAAAGUUAUUUUUAAAAAUAUUAUGAAAUAUAUAUUAUGUGUAAGAUAUGAUAAUAAAGAUAAUUAUUAUAAUAAUGAUUAUUAUUAUAAAUAUGAAAAAAAUAAAAAUUUAAAGGAAACACAAAUAAACAAUACAUAUGACAAUACUGAUAAGAAUGAUAAUGUAGACAAGAAUUAUUUUCACAUGCAUAAUAUCAUUUAUCUAUUUAAUAAAAAGAAUACAAAUAAAUUUAAAUCCUUACAUAUUAAGGAAUAUCAAAUGAAUAAAAAUCAAAUUAAUGAUAUGAUUAUGAGACAUGAUAAAAAUACAUUUAUUAUUCUUAAACAUUUAGAUUUUUUGGAUUUACAUAAAGACAAAUCUAAUUUUUUAUUUGAUAAAAAUAUAAUUAAUUUAAUUAUGUAUCAGCUAACCAGUGAAACUAUUAAUAUUCUAAAACAUUUAUAUACAUGUAAUUUAAAAACAAACAAACAAACAAAUAAUAAAGAUCAUGUUAAUCCAUCUAUUUAUUAUCUUACAAAAAAUAUAAACCUUUUAAUUAUUAUCUUAAAAACUAUGCUUAAUCUAAUUAAUUCAUUUAUUCAAAUUAUUAAUAUGAACAAUGCAGGUAAAAAAAAAUGCACUUUAAUAUAUCAUAAACAAAAAAAAGAGUGUAUUUUAUUUUCUGAAGAAUAUCAUAAAGAAAUAAAAAAUGAAAACACGACAACAAAACAAAUGAUGAAAGAGGAAAUAUAUUUAGAUUAUGUAGAUGGAUUUAAUAAAAAUUGUAUGAAAAAAAAAAAUUUUCAUAUCAUCAAAAAGAUAUUCAAAUUGUAUAUUAAUAUUAUAAAAACAGAAUAUAAAAAUAAAAGUAAUACAACAAAUGACAACGAUAAGAAAUUUUAUAUAUAUAUGAACGAAUUUAUAGAAUUAGGAAAAAUAAUUAUUUUUGUUUUUAAUUUUAUCAUUUUUUAUAUUAUCAACAACAUAAAGGAUACUAAUAUACAUAUCAAAAUGGAUGCACAUGUAGUAAAGAAUUUGAAAAAAAAAAGAUACAAGAAAAUAUUUUGUGAUAUUCAUAAUCUUUAUAAUUUAUUAAAAGAUCAAAAACAUUUCACUUGUUCAAAUGAAUUAAAAAAAAAACUGUUUAAAUUUUAUAAACAUUAUCAUGCUGUAAAUCAAAGAGUUAACAGCAAAAUGAAUGAUAAGAAUUAUUUUGCUUGUUUUAUGCAAUAUAAUUAUUUAGAAAAAAAUAAAAUAAAAUAUCUCAAAAUUUCAAAAAAAAUAUUUAUACAUUUUAAAAGCUUAACACCAGCUAUUAUAUGGAGUACUAACAUAGAAGAAAAUGAAUCUAAUGAUGAAAAUCAUAUUAUUCAAAAAAAUAAUAAUUUUAUGAUACCAAUACAAGAUAAUGAAGAAGAUAAUAUUAUCUUAUCUGCUACUUCAUUGUUAGAUAUACUAGCAGAUGAUACCAAUAAUAAUAUAACAGAAAAUAAUAAUCAUAAAGAAAAUGAUAAUAUGAAUGAGGAUGAAAAAAAAAAAAAAAAAAAAAGUGAUUUAAAAAAAAAAAAAAAUCAUACAGAUUUAUUUUAUAAUGUUACAUCAUUAUUAAAAUGUUUAAAAAUUAAUUUAAAAAAACAAAGUGCUCAAUCAGUUAUAAAAUCGAUCUACUAUUUGUUAUAUUCAUUAGUAGUCUUGUCAAAAAAAGUAAAGAUGAUAUUGAAACAAAAAAAUAUUGUGGAAGGGUGUGAAACGAAUCUCAGUGAUGUUGAAGAAAGUGAUCAAAAGAAUCAAAAUGUACAGGUCCAUAAAAAGGAUAAUAUUUUAGAUGAUAAUGAAAAAAGUGUACAUAAAAAGGAUAAAAUUUUAGAUGAUAAUGAAAAAAGUGUACAUAAAAAGGAUAAUAUUUUAGAUGAUAACAUUUUAGAUGAUAAUGAAAAAAGGGUCCAUAAAAAGGAUAAUAUUUUAGAUGAUAACAUUUUAGAUGAUAACAUUUCAGAUAAUAAUAUUUUAGAUGAUGAAGAAAGUUCAGAUGCUUCUCUUAAUAGUGAUGAUUAUUCUGAAGAAGAAGAAAAGAAAAAAAGAAAAUCGAUAAGUUCUAUAUAUAUUGAAGAUAUGAAAAAUUUAGAAAAACGUAUUGUACAUAUAUUAUUUACAUUUAAAGUAUUAAAAGAUAUAGAAAUGAAAGAUAUAGAUAAAUUAAAUAUAUCAAUAGAAAAAUAUUUAUAUAAAAUUAUAACAAUAAUAAUUAAAGAAAAGAAAAAUUUAGAAAUAUUACGUAUGUGUUUGAAAUGUUUAGAAUGUUAUCAUAAUAUAGAAAGUAAAAUAAUACAAGAUAAAAAAAAAAAUUUUGUAAUUAAUUAUUUGUUUGAGUUAAUACAAAUAAUAUAUCACAUUCCAAAAUUAAAAGAAUAUUAUUCAAAAUAUUUAAAUAUAUUUUUUAAAAGUUCAUUUGUAAGAUAUAUUAAUAUAAACGAAAUUUUUAAUGGUUCUUAUAAUUUUUAUUUUGAGUCUAUAUUAAAUAGAUUUAUAUCAGAUCUAGAUCUUAAUGAUUAUAUUAAUAAUAAUAAUAAUAAUAAAAAAAAAAUAAAUAAUAUGAAUUUAGAACAAAAAGAAUAUAUAACUAACAAAUUUAUUGAUAUUAUAAAAGAAACCAAUAAAAAAAUUUAUGUAAUGAAAGAUGAAAAUUAUCUUAAUUAUUUAAAUAUAAUAAAAAAUAAAGAUGCAAAUAAUAUUAGCACAUUGACUACAUUUUCUCUUAAUGAAUUAUCUCAUGUUAUACAAAAUAUAUAUAUACAUUUCAAUCAAAUAUUAACAGAUAAUUAUGCUUAUGCAUUUAAUAAAAAAGUAAAUUUAAAUUUAUUACUACUUUUAAAAAAAAUAGCAAAUAUGUUUUUUAUUAAGCAAAAUAAUAUUCAAAUGUAUAAAAAUCAAUUUAUAAAAUAUCUAUCAGAAUUCUUGAAUUUUCAAACACGUCUAGAUGAACAGUUGUCUACACAAAAAAUAUCUAUAAAUAUAAAUGAAUUCUUAAAAAAACUAUCUCUAUUAAUACAAACCAUAAAAUCAAUGAAAAUCUCAGACGAUCAAAAAUUUAAGGUAAAUGAUAUCAGACAAAUUAGUAACACCAGUACGACCAUUUCACUUUCUGAGCAUAUUAAAUCAGCCAAAAAAAAAAAAAGAAAAAAUACAAAAAGUGGAAUUCAUAUAAAAAAAAAGAUUAAAGUUGCAAAAUGA
Molecule: messenger RNA, 5292 nt
Organism: Plasmodium adleri (nom. inval.)
Lineage: Eukaryota; Apicomplexa; Aconoidasida; Haemosporida; Plasmodiidae
Product: conserved Plasmodium protein, unknown function
Exons: 1
Coding region: 1-5292 (1763 amino acids)
Cellular component (GO): precatalytic spliceosome
Source: RefSeq, a predicted model, not a curated record